Molecule: messenger RNA, 1074 nt
Organism: Microdochium trichocladiopsis
Lineage: Eukaryota; Fungi; Ascomycota; Sordariomycetes; Xylariales; Microdochiaceae
Exons: 2
Coding region: 1-1074 (357 amino acids)
Source: RefSeq, a predicted model, not a curated record
AUGGCCAUCGAAACUCACUCCAUCGACAACCAUGGCGACCUCUGGCUCAUCGUCGGCGAACAAGUCGAACGGGAUGAAGAUCCGGCCUGCAAGCUGCGCGUCUGCUCCCGCACAAUCGCUCGAGCCUCGCCCGUCUUCCAUGCCAUGCUCUACGGCAACUGGCGCGAGUCAGCCAAGCCCAACGAUGGCAGCGACUGGAUCGUGAACCUCCCUUUCGACAGUGGCACCUCCAUGCGAGAUCUUCUGGGCGUCAUCCACGGUGACUCAAAGGCCUUCGCCACCAUCGGAGCUCAAGACUCCAAGGACUUUAGCCGCAUGUGGGGUGUCCUCACGGCCGCCGAUAAGUACAGCUGCCUUGGGGUUCUGGGUCUCUGGGCGCCAUCAUGGAUCAAUGCCUGCAGCCAACACGUUCCCCAGGAGGACCCCAACUGGGACAGGACCAAGGAAGAGCUCAAUGCAGAGUUAUACCCAAUGCUGGCAGCAAUUCUUUACAUGCUGGGCAGUUCCGACGGCUACAAGAAGACUGUGAACUUAAUGGUGCGUCGCUUCAAGGCGUGCCAUGCAAGGAAUUCCUCCUACUUCUCCCCAUUCGAGGUAUACCUCGAGGGCCUCGGCGAAAGGAUCCAUGCCGACCAGCUGGCCUUGAAGAAAGUCUACCUUAAGACCACCAAUGAUAUCAUGAGGUCACUUUGGGCAGGUAACCCAGCAGCCCCAAGCCUUGUGCCGCGACCGCACCUCUGCAACACCCCGGAGGAGAGGUCCCGUUGCGCGAGACAGUGCUUUGACAACCUCGUCAUCGCUCUCCAAAACAGGAAACUGUGGCCGUUGCCGAAGCCAGAAUCCAUCAAGGAGAGCCCUGAGGAGCUGCGAUGGGCGAUCAGGAAAGCCCACUGGGGUCGCCAACGGUGCGUGGUGGCUGAUGCACCCGACCAGUGGGGACAUCCCAAGUGGGAGACCAUAGAGGCUUUCUACGUGGAUGGGAGGUCUUAUGCAUACAAACUGACGCCAGAGGAGAAGAAGGCUUUGGAGAAGAACAAGUCGAUCAUCGACGCAGGCUGUGUGUACACCAAGUGA